GGAUGUGUGUUUGUGUCCAUGUGUGCGUGUGUCCGUGCGUGUGUGUUCGGCUACAGCUCCGCUCUCUGACAAAUCUUUAAUCCGGUUCAGAUCGCGCUCUGUUUAGUCCGGAUCUGCUGAACGAGCAUGUCGUCCAGUCCACAGAACCAGGAUCAGAAACUGGAUCGGGAUCGGGAUCGGGAUCAGGACCAGGACCAGGAUCAGAAACAGGAUCAGGGUCAGAAACAGGAUCGGGAUCGAGACCAGAAACGGGAGGGGAAGGAGGGGAAAGAGGUUAAAAAUGAGAAGAUGAAAAAAGAAAAGCAAGAGGAGAAAGAAUCUUUUAAUUAUUUUAUUUACAACCCGACAACCAGAGAGUUCAUGGGAAGAACCGCAAGCAGCUGGGGUCGCAUCCUCCUCUUCUACCUCAUCUUUUAUGGGUUUUUGGCGGGAAUGUUUUCAUUCACCAUGUGGGUGAUGUUACUGACACUUGAUGAUAAUGUCCCCCGACAUCAGGAUCGAGUCGCCAAUCCAGGUUUGGUGAUUCGUCCUCAUGCAGCGGAGAUCUCGUUCAAUCGCAGCGACCCAACAAACUACAACCAAUACAUCCAACAACUGCACGAGCUCCUGCAGCGUUAUAACGACAGCAUUCAGAAGCGUCACGACUUGUGUCUGGUGGGUGAAUACACUGAACAGGACGAGGAGCCAAUAAAGAAAGUUUGUCAAUUUAAACGUAGUGCGCUGCGUCAGUGCUCCGGUCUGUUCGACACCAGCUUUGGAUAUGCUGACGGGAAACCCUGUGUCAUAAUCAAGAUGAACCGGGUCAUUGGACUGAAGCCACAAGGAGAUCCCUUCAUCAACUGCACUACAAAGGGAGACCGUCCGUUACAGAUUCAGUAUUUUCCAUCUGAAGGUCGUCUGGAUAAAAUGUUUUUCCCAUAUUAUGGCAAGAAAGCACAUCCUGACUAUGUGCAGCCUCUCGUCGCCGUCAAGUUGUUCUUGACAAAAGACAACUUGAACGUCGAGCAGACAGUGGAGUGUAAAGUCCACGGUUCUGACCUGCGUAACGAUGAUGAUCGUGACAAGUUUCAGGGUCGCGUCACUUUCCGGGUCAAAGUGACAGAGUAAACCGGCCUGCCAGUUGCCAUGGAGACCACAAACUACGUUUACACUGGAAAUGAAGGACUCGGUUUAAUCCAGACCUGAUUUAUUCCUGGAUGUCUGAAUGUGGUUCAUCCUGUUGUGAGUCUGAUGAGAGGAACACACACACACAUCCUCUCAUGUUUAAACCUGGUUCAGACCUGAUCCUGGUUUAGUCCAAUCAGAGUUCAGAUCUGCUCCUGCGUAGAUGAGAGGAGAAACCAGAGUGACUCUGGUUCACUCUGCUCAGACAGUAGGACCAAAUCAGGUCUGAUAUGAAACAUGUGAACUUAAUGUGAUGUCACAUUACAAAGAAUCUUCACCACAAAACGGUGACAUUACACUAAGAUGGUAAAAUCACAGUGACAUCACACUAAGAUCACAUGGACAUCAUACUGACAUCAUGCUGACAUCACAAUGACAUCACACUUAGAUCACAGUGACAUCAUGCUGACAUUACAAUGACAUCACACUAAGAUCACAGUGACAUCAGACUGACAUCACACUUAGAUCACAGUGACAUCAGAAUGACAUCACACUUAGAUCACAGUGACAUCAGAAUGACAUCAUAGUGACAUAACACUAAGAUCACAGUGACAUCAGACUGACAUCACACUUAGAUCACAGUGACAUCACAAUGACAUCACACUUAGAUCACAGUGACAUCAGAAUGACAUCACUUAGAUCACAGUGACAUCAUGCUGACAUUAC
Messenger RNA from Hippoglossus stenolepis (Pacific halibut), 1830 nucleotides. Its product is annotated as sodium/potassium-transporting ATPase subunit beta-3. Gene Ontology annotation, cellular component: sodium:potassium-exchanging ATPase complex. The record is from RefSeq and is a predicted model, not a curated record. Gene Ontology annotation, biological process: sodium ion export across plasma membrane; potassium ion import across plasma membrane; intracellular sodium ion homeostasis. The coding region runs from base 127 to 1107 and encodes 326 amino acids. Gene Ontology annotation, molecular function: ATPase activator activity. Lineage: Eukaryota; Metazoa; Chordata; Actinopteri; Pleuronectiformes; Pleuronectidae. The transcript is spliced from 7 exons.